AUGGAAGAGAGAGUCCCAAAACUGUCUCUUGCCGUUAGAAAACAUAAACCUCAAGAAUGUAACUCCACUUUAACGUGUUCUAUUGGUCAUUGGGCUAAACCGCUCAUAGGGUCACCACAAAAACCCACCAAAAAUCGGAAAACCCUCACCUUAAUAUCUCAACAACUGCUUCAUAACCAAUUAGAAAGCUCCAAAAUUGGUAUUUUAUGCCAAUCUUAA
Lindgomyces ingoldianus is the source of this 219-nucleotide messenger RNA. RefSeq lists its product as uncharacterized. Bases 1 to 219 code for a protein of 72 amino acids. The record is from RefSeq and is a predicted model, not a curated record. The transcript has 2 exons. Lineage: Eukaryota; Fungi; Ascomycota; Dothideomycetes; Pleosporales; Lindgomycetaceae.